This is a messenger RNA of Rhagoletis pomonella (apple maggot), 3004 nucleotides long. RefSeq names its product protein slit-like. Gene Ontology annotation, molecular function: protein binding. The coding region runs from base 1754 to 2971 and encodes 405 amino acids. The record is from RefSeq and is a predicted model, not a curated record. The transcript has 7 exons. Gene Ontology annotation, cellular component: plasma membrane. Lineage: Eukaryota; Metazoa; Arthropoda; Insecta; Diptera; Tephritidae.
GCACGCAACGGAAAAGAAUGUGUAAACGGAAGUGCCGCGUUCGUUGGUUUUGUGACAAACCUGAGUUUUUAACCAGAAAUUAAGUGUACAUACAUAUGAAUGCACGAAGCAAACACAUACACAAAGAGCGAAGUUGAUUUAAUUAAUUUGGCUAUGGGAAAAUCUACUCCUGUAACGUGAAUUUUCUUCAUGCACGAAAACUGCAUUGCCCCUACCAGAUUUUAUGUACAUAACGAUUUGUGAAAAAUAUGAAAAAUUAAAUUGUAAAAGUGUUAAGUAGGAAGUGAAUAUACUUCACACAAAUAAACACAUACAAAAAAGCUGCUGGAAAUUGUGCUGCUGUGCUUGGUGCUAGCGAAAAAUUGGGAGUACCUACAUACUUGCAUACAUAUUUGGAAAGGAAAAAGGAUAUAUCGGAGAACAACUAAAUGCACCUUUACUGCUCGCCCUGCAUCUGAGCCGACUCCGAGGCUGAGGAUUAUAAGACCAAAAAAAGAAGCAUCGACAACGGCUCAACUACCUAAAACAGCUGCCGCCGCUUAGCAGAAAAACUGCAACACACACAGCACGCUAGGCAAAUGAACAGCAAGAGCAAUAACAAUAACAAUAACAACUACAACAAAAAAAAACAAGAACAAUAAGAAACAGCAAAAGCAACAGCGCGCGCCGCCUGCAUUUAUUAUUAUCUGCUCGUAUUGAAUUACAAUACAAAUGCACAUCCGCUACCUACAGGUCGGUCGACUGUUGGUCGAUGGUUGGCAAAGUGUAGCUUUGUAGUUACAUAGUGGUGUUUGUGCGUACACCGAGUAGUUGAAUAUUUUUUCUUUAAAAUUUUCUCGUUCUUUUUUUUUUGAAAAGUGUAUUUCACUUUACGACGAACGGAGUGGUUGCCCCGCUGAAUUGGUUGUUUCUUGUCUUUUGCGCCUACCGCCGACAGCGAGGAAAUUAUCAACCACCACCAACAAACACCGAAGCCAGAAGAGAUGCCUGCUGCAACAGCUAUUGAACGAAAUUGUGUAGUCCAAUUAUUUUAUUGUUGUUAGUGUACGUUUAAUGUGCAUUUAAAAUAACAGUUGUGUGUGCUUGUGUAACGUUUUUUUUUGUGUGGCAGUGUUCAGUGCAGCAUUGCAACACAGUUAGAAGGAACGUGCGGACGACGGUAGUUGGACGAUACGAAUCGAAGGUGCGAGAAAAUUAAUAAAAACAACGAAUAACGAAAAUUGUUUACAUGUGAAAAAAUGCCACAAUUGUUUUGUUGCGUGCCACGGCAACAACAACAAAAGCUUAGCGAAACAAUUGCGUGCAUGAAAAUAACGAGUACAUUACCACACAACGUAAUCAUGUGAUUUAGUUAGUUUAAAAUGGGAAAAAAAUUUUGAACUGCUGUUCGAAAUCACACGAAAAAAGUGCGAAAUUUAACAAACAAAAAAAUCAGCUUGACGCCGCCGCUUGCCGCUAAAUGACCAAAGCCAGAAGCCUUGCCUGCCUAAGGAACUGCAUAAAACGUUUAACAAAACAACAGAAAAAACUAAAUUAAAAAUAAAAACAAAACAAGAAAAAAAAAUAAACCGUUUUCCAGUAUUCAUUCACCUUAAAAAAAAAACAACAACAGAAAACAUCACACAACAAAAAUCAUUACACCAAAACUUCAGCAAAAAUUCUGCAGCGCCCUCCUUCAUACACCAUACAUUCACACACACCUACACACACACACACACACACACACACGCUCGCGCUAUUUUAAUGUACGGCAAUGACGCACCUGCAACCCCAACGUCGCUUCUACUCCCCAAUGCGGCGAUUUAAAGGAGGCGGUGGUGGUGAUGGUGCUGGCAGCUUAAGCGCAGCAAGUGUCAGUAGAUAUGCACAAGCAGAUGCUCGCAACAGCAACAGCAAUAGCAAAAACAACAACAACUCCAGCAACAGCAAUAGCAGCGAAAGUGCAAUUGCCAUUGACGCCGCCUUUGCUUCUGCCUCUAUCGGCGGUGGUGGUGGUGGCGAUUGUGGUGUAGAAACAGUGUUUAACACUAACGCUUGCACGGCAGCUGUUGCGCUCGAUUGUUGCAGCAGUAAUGGUGGUGAUGGUGUUGUAAGUGCGGCACAUUGCCACACUCCAUCGUCCGCCCGCACAGCAAGCCACCCGACAGCAAUGUACACACGCGCCGCCGCCAGUAUUCUUCACCCCAACAGCCACAGCGUUCUCCACCACCUUCCACCAAUCAUUCUUCGUCGUGAACGUCGCCUUUGUUGGCUCUUUUGUGUAAAUUCUCACUUUCUCCUCCUCCUCCUCCUACUGUUGCUUGCUGCCUGCGGUGAUUUCCUUCAGGUUGCCGCCGAACCAUAUGGCGGCUCUUCGGUGGGCAUACAUAUACCCGGCGGCAGUUUGGGCGUGAUCAGUGAAUCACGUUGUCCGCGUGUGUGUUCGUGUAAUGGCCUGACGGUAGACUGUUCGCAUCGUGGUUUAACACAAGUGCCGAGGAAGAUAUCAGCGGAUGUGGAGAGACUCGAUUUGCAAGGCAAUAACAUAACUGUCAUUUUUGAAGCUGACUUUCAACGCUUAACGAAACUACGAAUACUGGAUAUCUCGCACAAUAUCAUUACAACAGUGGGACGACGUGUCUUCAAGGGCGCGCAAUCUUUGCGCUCUCUACAGUUGGACAACAAUCAGAUCACCUGUAUGGAUGAGCAUGCGUUUAAGGGUCUUAUUGACUUGGAAAUUCUCACUCUCAACAACAACAACUUAACUUCGCUGCCGCAUAACGCUUUUAGUGGUCUGAAUCGCUUACGUGCUCUACGUCUGUCUGAUAAUCCCUUUUCUUGUGACUGUCAUUUGUCGUGGCUUUCGCGUUUCCUGCGUAGCGCUCCCAGACUUGCGCCAUAUACGCGCUGUCAGUCGCCUUCUCAGCUAAAGGGUCAAAAUGUGGCGGAUCUGCAUGAUCAGGAAUUCAAGUGUUCAGGUAAAUUUUACUAGGUAUUUUGAAUCAAAGGAGUUUAAUUAUGGAAA